CUAGCUGACAUAUGCACGACCUGGUUGGUGGUAUCCAUCAUGCUUUUAGUCAACCGCGCGCGCAAGCGCAAGAGGCAGGUACCAUACCAUUCAUGCACAGCACAGGAACGCUCAAGUUUGCAGGCCAGCUAGUCACCCCGCCCCCGGGUUUCGCUAGCUACAUUGACGAAUGAGCCACGCUUGCUUCAUUUGCUAGAAAUCGCCAACUGCCAGCCAUGACACAGCCGGGCCGAUGGCAGGCAGGCAGAGGCAGCAGGUAUAUAAACCCCAGUUCAGUCCACGGCUACGAUCUUCAGAGGAGGAGAUUCGCUCGAGUUCCACGAGCAGGCAGCAAUGGCGAUUGGAGCAGCGGAUGAUGGUUCGCACCAGCAGCUUGCUGACCAGGCCGCAAACAUCCUCGAGAAUGUGUGGGCUGCCAUCAUAGGCUCCGGAACCCCGGCGGCGCCUUCGACGACCGAGAUGAGGCCGCCGGAGGCGAUCUUGGAGAGGCUUCCCAGCCUGGGGAGGUGGAUUUCCAUGGGAGCCGAGGAGUGGGACGAGCUCCUGCUCAAUGGCGCGGCGCUCGCGUCGGACGCCGCCGCCUCCGGCGAGUUGCUCAUCGCUGCCUCGCCGGCGGCGAGCCAAGAAGCAGACCGGCAGCACGGCCACCGGGCCAGCUGCAGCUCCAAGGCGGCGGCGGCGUGCAAGAGCUACCGGGGCGUGAGGCGGCGGCCGUGGGGCAAGUUUGCGGCGGAGAUACGGGACACGCGGCGGAAAGGCGCGCGGGUGUGGCUGGGCACGUUCGCGACCGCCGAGGACGCCGCGCUGGCCUACGACAAGGCGGCGCUGCGCAUGCGCGGCCCCCGCGCGCACCUCAACUUCCCGCUCGACGUGGUGCAGCGCGAACUGGCGGCGGCCGCGGCCCGGGACGACGGCUGCGCCGAGACGGCCCGCGUGUUGCGCCGGAAGAGGAGGGUAGCUAAUCACGAUGAUUCUGCUGUUGGUACAAGAAGCCAUCAUCGGAGUGUGAUGCCGGCAACUGGCCGUGAUCCGACUCCGACCAUGGUGUCGUUCGCUUGUGCGAGGAAAGAUCAGGGGACGCCGCCGGCAAUGAUGCAAGGACGCUCGACCAGUGAUCCAGGAGCAGUGAUCGAGUUCGAGGACAUCGGUGGCGAGUACUGGGACUACUUGUUCACAUAAUUAUUAGUGCCUUUUCCUGUGUGUUUGGACUAACGGUCCUAACCAACUAGUGAAAUAAUAUCGUGUAUCCAAAAUUUAGAUGGUGUGCGAGCUGACACAAGCAAUGUAUACUGGUUCGAGCAAUGUGAUGCCCGGCCUACUUCCAGCAAAGUGGGAUGAAACUUAUAUUACUCGCACAAAGGUGCCUGCAAUAGAGAUUACAAGCACGGCGACAGAGGGGAAGUCACCAAGUCA
Molecule: messenger RNA, 1413 nt
Organism: Zea mays
Lineage: Eukaryota; Viridiplantae; Streptophyta; Magnoliopsida; Poales; Poaceae
Product: ethylene-responsive transcription factor ERF094
Exons: 1
Coding region: 334-1179 (281 amino acids)
Biological process (GO): regulation of DNA-templated transcription; ethylene-activated signaling pathway
Molecular function (GO): DNA-binding transcription factor activity; DNA binding
Source: RefSeq, a predicted model, not a curated record